AUGUCAGCAAAUCUUAUUGCCUGGUUAAUAUCCGGCCUCCUUCUCCUCAGGAUUCUCUAUGAACGUAUACGAGAUAGACGACUUCCUCCAGGACCAGCCCGUCUCCCACUGAUUGGAAACCUCCAUCAAGCACCUACCAACCUUCCAUGGGUAACUUACCAAAGAUGGAUCAAACAAUAUGGACCCAUCAUCAGCGCCCAAUUUGGCAGCAACACAGUCAUCUUCAUAGGCGAUGCGACCAUCGCUCGCUCGCUUCUAGACAAACGAGGCGAUAUCUACAGCGACCGACCACGCAUGGUCAUGGCUGGGGAGAAUUUGACGAAGGGAAUUCACCUGCUCCUCCGUAGGUACAAUGAGCGAUACAAACUCCAUCAAAGGCUUGAUGCACCGGUGCUUAGUCUUCGUGCGUCAAAAACCUACUAUCCAUUGCAAGACCUAGAAAGCAAGCAAUUGCUGUUCGAUUUCCUGCCUACGAAUGAUUUUAAAAAGGUGUAUGAACGCUAUGCGGCAAGUUUGGUUUAUAGUCUUGUGUACGGGACCCGCCUACAUACCGGCAAUGAAUGGAUGCUGAAACAUGCACAUCAAGUGCAAGACAACUUUGCAUAUGCAGCCCGUGUGGGUACAUGGAUUGUAGAUGCGAUUCCGAUUCUGAACUACUUACCAUCUACUCUGGCACCGUGGAAAAAGACGGCCGAAAAGUUUUAUCAGAUUGAAAAAGAGCUUCACUUAAAUAACAUGCAGACCGCACUGGCUACCAAGGGCUGGAAUUGGACCAAGGAGUUCUCGAAAUCAAAAGAGGCGGCUCUAAUGUCACACAUCGAAUUAGCGUACAAUGUAGGCAUCCUGGCAGAUGCCGGACUUGAUACUACUUCUUUGCAGAUGCGAAUGUUCACCUUGGCAACCCUCGCUUAUCCAGAGUUCGUCAUAAAGGCGCAGAAAGAGCUCGACUCAGUUGUUGGACCAGACCGACUUCCAACCCUCGACGACGAGCCAAAUCUCCCAUACAUCUCUGCAAUAGUAAAAGAGAGUCUCCGCUGGCGCUCCAUUGCUCCAGGUGGUGUUCCGCACGCUACUCUCACAGCAGACGAGUACAUGGGAUAUCAAAUACCUAAGGGCGCCACAAUCGUAUGGCUUUACUGGGCUAUGGCGCUUGACGAGAACACAUUCGAUCGACCGCUAGAAUUCCUUCCAGAGCGAUGGCUGGACAGGUCAGAGAAUGAAAAGAAAUGUCAAUUCGUGAGCUUUUUCGGAUAUGGGCGUCGUCUGUGUACUGGAAGACAUAUUGCUAAAAACUCACUCUUUUUGCUCAUGGCGAGGAUUCUUUGGGGGUUUGAUGUUCGGCAUGCAGUUGAUGAGGAUGGCAAGCCUAAGGAGGUGGAUGAUUUGAAUAUGACAUCGGGGUUUGUUUCCUCGCCUGUCCCGUUUGAGGCUGUUUUUGAGCCACGGAGUGUACAUCAUAAGGAGGUAAUUGAAAGUAACUGGCGGAACGCGGAGAAAGAUAUUGAUAUGAUUAUGAACUCCAUCAGAGACAAACAGAUCUCAGUUGGCUUGAAGGUUCAAGCUUGA
This is a messenger RNA of Talaromyces marneffei, 1566 nucleotides long. RefSeq lists its product as uncharacterized. Gene Ontology annotation, molecular function: oxidoreductase activity, acting on paired donors, with incorporation or reduction of molecular oxygen; heme binding; iron ion binding. The transcript has a single exon. The record is from RefSeq and is a predicted model, not a curated record. NCBI's taxonomy places the organism in Eukaryota, Fungi, Ascomycota, Eurotiomycetes, Eurotiales, Trichocomaceae. Bases 1 to 1566 code for a protein of 521 amino acids.